CCACCAUUUAGCGCUAAGGACAAGGUCAAGAAUGGUGAGUACUGCUAUUAAGUAAUUAACACGAGUCGCAUAGCUAGACGCCUAUACUAUGGCUACAUCCAGCCGUGGAUUCACAGGAUUGUACACUUGACAUUUCAUCACUUCCAAAGUUGAUCGAGAAAGUAUGGAGAACGACGAUGUGAGGUAUGAUCACAUUGUCAUAGUGCUUGGUGUCGCCGUAUUUGUUUUACUGAACUUCUGAUGUGACCGUGCUGCAGCAUGGAAGACUUGCCAGACGAUUUGACGCCAUCUAUCACUCGAAUAGCUAUGGACCACGUUGGUGCAGGUUCAUAUGGCGAUGUCUGGAAAUGCAAUUAUACUAAUGCAAAUGGUAUUUCUACCCUCGUUAGUCCAUGUGUUGGAUUCAAUUUACUAUGCAACUGGCUGAUCAUGAUCGGGACAUGGACAUUGAUCGAUAAGGUUGCGGUCAAGGCCUUCAAACUUCCAGACCAUUAUGAUUUAGAGACACUCAACAGGAAAAUCAGCCGAGAAAUUGGCAUAUUGAAGAUUCUACACCAUGGCAACAUUGUACCCUUGUUGGGUAUAGCGACAGGAUUUGGAUCCAGGCCAGAAUUGCGCUGCAUAGUUUCUCCGUGGAUGCCAAAUGGCACAUUGAAUGCAUACCUAGUAUCUAACCACAACCAUCUAACAGUCUUGGACCGUUCGCGUAUGCUGGAGGAUGUCAGUGCUGGACUUCGUUACCUGCACUCGAUUCCUGUCAUGCACUGUGAUAUAACAGGGGCAAAUAUACUGAUCGACGAGGGAGGUCAUGCGAGGUUAAUCGAUUUUGGUCUUUCCACCAUUACAAAACCCCUUCUUGGCCAGUCGCAUUUGGCUGUGACAUCUAUACAUCACGGAGCAAUCCCCUAUGCUGCACCAGAACUCAUUCUACCAGAAACUACAUGUGACCCGGGGUUGGAGGAAAAAAGCGAUAUCUACUCCUUUGGUUGUGUAAUGCUUCAAAUUCUCUCGGGUCGGCCGCCUUGGUCUGAGAUUACAGCUCCAAACCGCAUGGCAUGCAUUAUUACCCAGAUGUCCCGAGGUUGUAGACCGCAGCGUCCAGAUGGUCAUCCAGAAAUAAUAGACUCUGAUUGGAAAUUCAUCCAAAAAUGUUUGCAAUCCGAACCCGAACUUCGUCCUUCAGCAGAUGAAGUGCUUGACUUUGUCAUGCAUAGGUUUUCCUUUCCAGACUCUUGUAGUAAACUGCCUGAUGAUCAUCCCGAUGAUGCGCCGGAUGAUUUCCCUGGAACUUCCCCGCACGGUGGUUCCAAUGACUCAGAUACAGCAGAACAACCACCCGACAGUCCCCCACUCCACCCUGAUGAUGAACUGAAGACUUUGUUCACGGUCGCAGAUACUUUGUCUGCUUCCACCUCGACUGCUCCUGCAUUUCACGUAUCGUCUUUUUCUCACAACGACUCAAGUAAUGAAGUAUCUGAGUCCUCCACUACACCAGGACAUGGCCAUUCUCUCGAAGAAGUGUUUCAGUGCAAGUGUAAUGGUCCUGACGGGCUAUCUUGCGAUAACUUGAUUCAACGCCACGAUCUCUCUUCUCACCUACGUGAAGUCCAUGGAAUUCGUGGCUCACCUAAGCUCAUCGUCAUGUGCAUCUGGGAUGGUUGCAGUACGGUGCUUAAAAAAGAAUCCCUCUUGAGGCAUAUGGAAGAGGUUCAUUUGCGGGUUGUGUACUCCUGUGACUGCGGGAAGAGGUUCAAGCGCAAAGAUCUUAUCAAUGCCCACAGGAGGAAGUGCACUGUGAUCAGCAGUAGUUCAUGAUAUGGGGAGACAGCAACGUGCGCACAAGCUGGUUUGAAGGUUCUGGCUCAUGAUUAAAUCUCAUGUAUAAUGAUAUGAUAUCCUGCGCAUCAGUGGACACACAUUAGCAGACUUUAGCUAUUUUGAUGUUGCACUUGGCGUAUCGACUCGUGCCAACGCCACUACCUGGCCCACAUUUGAUGAUGUCUGGAAAUGUAUCCUAAUACUUAGUGACUGGUAUACCGGCCGGUAUGUAGUCUACGUAGCAGUCAAGAGUCCAGAUAUGCAGUUCAAAAUCACAAAGUGAGUAUUAUAUGUGAAUGCGCGUACAUGUAUCUAAG
Molecule: messenger RNA, 2135 nt
Organism: Suillus plorans
Lineage: Eukaryota; Fungi; Basidiomycota; Agaricomycetes; Boletales; Suillaceae
Product: kinase-like domain-containing protein
Exons: 8
Coding region: 259-1815 (518 amino acids)
Biological process (GO): protein phosphorylation
Molecular function (GO): protein kinase activity; ATP binding
Source: RefSeq, a predicted model, not a curated record